Messenger RNA from Guillardia theta CCMP2712, 2568 nucleotides. It is a transcript of the gene ChlD, whose product is annotated as Mg chelatase, subunitD. Bases 6 to 2339 code for a protein of 777 amino acids. The transcript has 14 exons. Gene Ontology annotation, biological process: chlorophyll biosynthetic process. NCBI's taxonomy places the organism in Eukaryota, Cryptophyceae, Pyrenomonadales, Geminigeraceae. Gene Ontology annotation, molecular function: ATP binding; ATP hydrolysis activity; magnesium chelatase activity. The record is from RefSeq and is a predicted model, not a curated record.
CUGCCAUGGCAAUGGCGGCGAUGGCGCUGACGGUGGCGAUGGCGAUGGGGGUGGCUGAAGCCUUUAUGGCUCCUUCCUCCUCCUGCUCCUUCUCGACAUCCAUAUCCUCUUCUUUCUCCGCACGUUCUAAGUUCCUCGGAGCCUCAGUGACAAGGAUGCAACAGAAGCCUUCCAAGCUGUGUGGGGCUGGAAGCCGCAGCAUCCAGAUCGGAGGGAUGAACAUGGUGGCUAGCGCAGAUGCUGAGGCAAGAGCAGCUGCUGCGAUGGAGAUGGAGACCAAGGGAUACCAGAAGUCCGCCAUGUCAAAGAGCAACCUGCCCCUCUCCCUCAUCGUCGGGCAACAACCAAUCAAGACAGCUCUCCUGCUCGCUGCUGUGAACCCUCAGAUGGGAGGAGUGAUCAUUGCAGGAGGAAGGGGAACAGGAAAGUCUGUCAUGGCUCGUGCGCUUCACAGGCUCCUCCCUCCCAUCGAGAUCGUCAAGGGGUCCAAGUUCAACAUCGACCCCAAUGAUGAGAGGGGCGAGAUCGACGACUUCCUGGCCAACGAGCUCGCGGCAUCGGGCAAGGACUUCAAGGACCUUGAGACGGAAGUCAUCGAGUGCCCCUUCGUCCAGGUUCCUCUCAACGUGCUUGACGACCGUCUCCUCGGAUCCGUAGACGUGGAGCAGUCAGUGAGGCAGGGCAAGACCGUCUUUGAGCCCGGGCUGCUGGCCAAGGCCCAUCGGGGCGUCUUGUACGUGGACGACAUCAAUCUUCUUGACAACGAGCUGUCGAACAUCCUCCUGUCUGUCGUGUCGGAGGGCUGGGUGAACGUAGAGAGGGAGGGGAUCAGCGUUCGCUACCCCUGCCGCCCGCUGCUCAUCGCAACCUUCAAUCCCGAGGAGUCGGAGCUCCGCUCUCACCUUCUCGACCGCAUUGCCGUCUCUCUCUCCGCGGACGCAAACCCCCUCAGCCUUGACGAUCGUGUCGAGGCCGUCAACAGCUACUUGGGCUUUGCUGAGAAGACGAUGACUGCUGAUGAUAUCCAGGACAUGGAGGACAGUGAGGAGUCUCUGAGGACGCGCAUCAUCUUUGCCCGCGAGGAUCUCAAGGAGACCAAGAUCUCUCCGAAGCAGAUCGCGUAUCUUUGCGGAGAGGCCUCCCGUGCUGGAGUUCAGGGUCAUCGCGCUGAAUUGUUCGCGUGCGAAGUUGCCAAGGCCAACGCGGCGCUGAACUCAAGAGCUGUAAAUGCUGACGACUUGAAGCAGAGCCGCGAGGAGACCGAAGAUGAUGUUGAUGAGGAGGACACUGACCAGCCUGACAACGAGAAUGAAGAAGAGGAGCAAGCUGAGCCCGAACCCGAGAUCCCACAGGUGCCUCCUCCUCCCUCCCCUCCUCCUCUCCCUCCUCCCCUGACACUCACACAGGAGUUCAUGUUCGAGGCGGAGGACACGGUUGUAGAUGCAGAGCUUCUCAACUUCAUGACGAAGCAGAAGAGCGGGUCAUCAGGAGGACGAGGAUUGAUUUUCAGCCAGGAGCGAGGUCGGUACAUCAAGGCGAUGCUUCCUCGGGGCCGCGUGACGAGGCUGGCGGUUGACGCGACGAUGAGAGCGUCUGCCCCCUACCAGGCGUCGAGGAGGAGAAGAGCUGAGGACGCACAGGCUGCUGGGGGCAAAAAGGGGCUGAGGAGGGUUUACAUCGAGAACUCGGAUGUUCGCAUCAAGAAGAUGGUUAGGAAGGCUGGCGCUCUUGUCAUCUUUGCCGUGGAUGCGUCAGGCAGCAUGGCGCUCAACCGCAUGAACGCGGCCAAGGGAGCAUGCAUGUCCCUCCUGUCUGAAGCAUACCAGAGCAGAGACAAGAUCUGCCUGAUUCCCUUCCAGGGCGACAAGGCAGACGUUCUCCUCCCUCCCACCCGCUCCAUCGCCAUGGCCAAGAAGCGCCUCGAGACUCUUCCCUGCGGAGGAGGGAGCCCUCUAGCGCACGCGCUCUCUGUUGCCAUGAGAACGGGCAUCAACGCGCAGAAGUCUGGGGAUGUCGGCAAGGUUGUCGUCGUCGCCAUCACUGACGGACGUGCCAACGUCCCGCUCGCAGUCAGUGAGGAUGGAGAAGUCUUGACGCCCGAGAUGCAGAAGGACAAGAAGGCGCUCAAGGAGGAGCUCAUCGCCACUGCCCGUCAGAUGCGCGGGCUCUCCAACUUCAACCUCGUUGUGCUGGACACGGAGAACAAGUUUGUCAGCACGGGAUCCGCCAAGGAGCUCGCAGAGGCUGCGGGGGGAAGGUACCACUACAUCCCCAAGGCUGAUGAUGCCUCGAUCGCGGGAGUAGCGAAGGAAGCUAUCGCAAGCUUUGGGCUCAAGUAAAGGAAGGGGACAAUGACUGAGGGUGUAGGAGGAAGGGUGGAGUAAAGAAAGGAAAAGAAUGAGGAGGUGCAGAGUAGUGAGCAUGUGCAGUUUAUUGAUUCCUCCACUGAAGUGAUGGAUAUUCUUGCUCAUCAUUCAUGAUGAUGAAUACGAGUAGGAUGAUCAAGUGAUGAUGAUGAUGGCGAUGUGACGAUGAACGAUCGUUGUAAUAAACUUCAACUCUAUGAGG